Malaclemys terrapin pileata is the source of this 2300-nucleotide messenger RNA. RefSeq names its product signaling lymphocytic activation molecule-like. The transcript has 7 exons. The record is from RefSeq and is a predicted model, not a curated record. NCBI's taxonomy places the organism in Eukaryota, Metazoa, Chordata, Testudines, Emydidae. The coding region runs from base 28 to 1260 and encodes 410 amino acids.
UACUAAGUCCACUGCAAGCAAAGUUUCAUGUGUCGAGAGAUGGACUGCAGUGAAUGCAUUUUGCUGAUCAUUUCUUUUUGCUGUGCUGGGGGCACAAGCUCUGAGUCAGAAACAACAGUCUAUGGAAGCCUGGGGGGCCCAACGCUGUUGAGCAUAACACCCAAAUUUCAGAAUUUUACUGUGCAAUUUAGCAACGCUCUAUGGAAACUGUCCGUUGGAACCAAGAGGAAACUUAUCAUCUGCUAUUCUGGAAACAAUUAUACCAAUCACAUGAAGGAGCAGAUCAAGUUUCAUCCUGAGAACUUCUCCUUGGAAAUACUGGACACCAAGAGAACGGAUGCAGGGCACUAUGAAUACAUGGUGAACAAAGGCUCUGAGGAAGAGUUUUUGCAUCUCCAGUUGGAAGUGUAUGAGCGGGUGUCCGUCCCCGACAUCCAGAUGGUCAGCAAGACCUUGGGGAACGAGAGCUGCACCAUGAACCUGAGCUGCACGGUGAAGAGCGGGGACAACGUGGCCUACAGCUGGAACUGCAGCGAGGGCAACACCUCCCAGCACCCCUACAAUGACAACUUCCUGCACCUCUUCUUCCCCUCAGGGGAGGGCAGCUUCUCUUGCAAGUGCACCGCCAGGAACAAAGUCAGCCAGCAAGCCACCAGGUUCAGCUCCUCGGUGGAGUGCAGCAACAAGCCAGGCGGCUCGCUCAGGAAUGAACUCGUGGAAUCCAUCGUGCCAAUAGCCAUUGUGGGGGUCCUGGUCUUCGGUGCAGGGGUCACAUACUGGCUGAGACACAGAGGCCAAAAAGAUCAUUCUCAGCUGAAGGAGGAAAAGGAAAGUUGCACAAUUUACUCACAAGUCCAGAGAGUGGAGCAGCAGAAAGGCUCUCGCCCCCCUCCCGUGGUGAAGUGCUCUGAGUGCACCACCAUCUACGCCUCCGCCACCGGGCUACCUCCAGACACGGCUCAGCCCCAAGAUCCGGGGCUGAUGACCAUUUAUGACAGCGUGAUGCCCGCCGGUGUAAUGUCAGCUUCAUCAGAGAGAAUUUCUCCCAAGACCCUCACAGUCACAGGUGGUCUGUACCCGCUCUGGAGACAUCAACAGACUUUUACCCUGCAUGCAGCAGAAACCCAUCUCUCCAGCUGGCCGAACUUUUACCACGUCCACGCGAAAUCCCACUUGGCGCCACAGAAACGGGAUAAAACUCCACCGUGCAAUAGCGCUUGGCAUAACGUGUCUCAUCCAAAUCGAGACCCGCUGCUGUAAACGAGAGUCAAAUAGUUCGUAACAGCAGAGCAGCGGGGAAGCAUCUAAGUGAGGGGAGACACCCAGGAGGGACCUUGCUAUUGACUUUACGUGAGAGGAGCCCAAAGACAACCAUGAUCGGCGACCAUAUAAAACCCAAGGCUGGGCAGAUAGAGAGACAAGCACAGGAAAAAGAGGGAGGAUCGCAGGUGAGACUGGCUAGGUGAGGAGACCGAGGGAGAUACAGAAAGGCUGCUCCCGGUGACCGGAGCUGCAUAGGAGAAGGUUCUCUCACCACCGCCAGCCAGAUGGUGCAAUGGCUCCGAAAGGAGGCUGAUGCUGGAGGACUAGAGGGGAGCAGAGACAGUGAAUCUGUCGAUUGCAAGUUCCAUGGAGGGUUUCAAAAAUAAAGCGAACUGGAUCCCAAGGGGCUGGUCCUCAGCUGGUGUAAAUCACCCUAGCUCCCUGGUCUGCAAUGGAGCUACAGAUUUACAUCCUCUGCGCAUUUGGCCCAUGUGAAUGCUGUCCCUCUGUAUUAUCACCCCGCUGCUGAUAGGAUAGAAAUGUUAGACCUGCCUCUCAGUCCCAGAGCAGCAGCAGGCUCCACGGGGAUUCUGCUCUGGGCUCCGGGAGGGUUAAUCCUGCUUCAAUCAGCUUCACACUGAGGAUGAAUUCUCCCCUGCCUGCUUCUGCAUAGUGAAAUUCACCCCGCACCGAGGUCCAACAUGAGGCCUGCACUCCAGUUUGAUCUUAAAUCCCCCUACUCAAUUCCCCAAAGAAGCUCCCACUUGUAAUACUGGCUCUGUCUGCAGUGGGGCUUGAACCGUGGAUCUCAAAGCAUGAGUUGCCCAGCUCUGUUGUAAGCUCACCAACCUUGCUAUGCGGGCCAGCCCCCUCUAGAUGGGGAUAGGGUGGCACAUUCGGUAGUUGUGGCUUGCACAAAGAGCUGAUUGGAGAAAUGUUUACAAACCCGAUUUCCAUAGGAAUGUGCAGUUCUACUAAAAUCAACACGCCGUGCAAAGUCAGGUCAAUUUUUUGCUGGAAUUUCAUUUCGGAAGAAA